AUGAGUAAUACCGAGUUAGGGACCAUCCCGUCGCCGCAGUCAGUGACAACACCUUCAGCGUUUGAGGGCUGUGAAAGAGAAUCACCACGGCUGCAGGAUGUAGAGGGCGAUGGCAGGCGAACAGAACAAGAGCUUGCACCCGUAGACGGAGGAUCUGCUGCUUGGAGGCUGCUCUGCGCUGCCUUUAUGUUUGAGACAUUAUUAUGGGGCUUCCCCCUUUCUUUUGGUGUCUUUCAAGAAUACUAUUCCAAAAUCCCAGAGUUUGCCAACAAUCGCUAUAUUUCCGUGGUGGGUACCAUAGCUUCUGGAUUCGGUUAUCUCGGAGCACCAGUCAUCAUGCCUUUUAUCCAGCGCUAUCAGCGCUGGCGGCGGCAUAUGGUUUGCGUCGGCUGGCCGAUUUGCAUUGCAGGACUCAUCUUAGGAUCCUUUGCAUCCACGUUAGAAGUGCUCAUCCUGACACAAGGUGUGGCUUAUGGUCUUGGAUUCCUCAUAUUCUACUACCCCAUACUCAGCAUGGUAAAUGAAUACUGGAUCGCCCGUCGUGGCAUGGCGUACGGUAUUCUUUGCGGUGCCUCCGGUGUCUCCGGGUGCAUUAUGCCCUUCGUGCUGCAAGCACUGUUGGCAAAGUACGGAUACAAAACGACCCUUCGCGCUAUGGCUGUGGCUCUCGCGUCACUCACGGGACCGUUAAUUCCUCUCUUGAAGGGUCGUUUGCCACCUUCAGAGCGAGCCACUAUUCCCAAAUUUAACUGGUCCUUUUUUCGGAGUCCUCUAUUCUGGGUCUACUCCGUAUCAAACCUACUGCAAGGAUUCGGGUACUUUUUCCCUUCUUUGUACCUACCCUCUUAUGCAUCGUCCCUAGGGCUCGGCGGCAAGACCGGUGCACUUCUCCUCGCGUUGAUGAGCGUUUUUCAAGUCGGCGGUCAGUUUAUCUUUGGUCUGCUGUCGGAUCACAAAGUACCACUUAACGUUUUGGCGUGCUUGUCAACCGUAGUUGCGGCAAUAGCUUGUCUGACUAUGUGGAGACUAGCUCAGUCGCUCUCAGUCUUGAUCGUCUUUGCCAUUGUGUAUGGGUUCUUUGGCGCAGGAUUUACGGCCAUCUGGGCGAGGAUGAGCAGUGCCAUAACCGACGAUGUGACAGCAGCACCGAUUGUUUUCAGCUUGCUUAACUUCGGGAAAGGUAUCGGAAACGUGCUUGCUGGACCGGUUGGUGGCCUUCUCGUUUCCAGCGGAAAGCCGAGUGCAGCUUCUGCGUCAUUGUCCUAUCGUUGGGUUAUCGUUUUUACCGGAGUGUGCAUGUUCGUGAGCGCUUGUACCAUCUGCUUGAGAUAUACAAAGUACCUUAGCACUUUCGCUGUUCGGUAA
Molecule: messenger RNA, 1365 nt
Organism: Aspergillus alliaceus
Lineage: Eukaryota; Fungi; Ascomycota; Eurotiomycetes; Eurotiales; Aspergillaceae
Product: major facilitator superfamily domain-containing protein
Exons: 3
Coding region: 1-1365 (454 amino acids)
Biological process (GO): transmembrane transport
Cellular component (GO): fungal-type vacuole membrane
Molecular function (GO): transmembrane transporter activity
Source: RefSeq, a predicted model, not a curated record